Molecule: messenger RNA, 3035 nt
Organism: Ahaetulla prasina
Lineage: Eukaryota; Metazoa; Chordata; Lepidosauria; Squamata; Colubridae
Gene: EDC3
Product: enhancer of mRNA decapping 3
Exons: 7
Coding region: 145-1662 (505 amino acids)
Biological process (GO): P-body assembly; deadenylation-independent decapping of nuclear-transcribed mRNA
Cellular component (GO): P-body
Molecular function (GO): mRNA binding
Source: RefSeq, a predicted model, not a curated record
AAGCGAGGCGGAAGCGGAAGUGACGCCUGCUUCCCCUGCUGGGCGACAUUUCCGGAGCGAAGGCGUCUGAAGAGAAGAGUCGAGCGAGGGGAAGGCUGGAGCCCGCGGUUCCUCGGCUUCCCCGUCCCAGCAAUCACAGAAAUCAUGGCUACGGAUUGGCUUGGAAGCAUCGUCUCGAUCAGUUGUGGAGACAGCUUGGGAGUCUACCAGGGAAGAGUAUCUGCGGUGAAUCAAGCUAGCCAGACCAUUUCACUCACACGGCCGUUCCAUAACGGAGUCAAAUGUUUGGUACCGGAGGUUACCUUCAGGGCUGGGGAUAUCACUGAGCUGAAGAUCCUGGAGAUUCCAGGCCUUGGCAAUAACGGACAAUGUGGAGACUUCCAGCACCCCGACCUUGGCAUUCCUGCUCUCGAGUGUCUGGGUGGUGCCAGUCAGAAUGGCACUGGCAAAUUGCUGAAGAAGCCUAGCAGUGCUCCACAGAACAUCCCCAGGAGAGCCGACGUGAAGACCCAAGAGGUUGCUCUUUCUCCCCAGCUGCACCCCUGUUCCAAGAGCUACAUGGACCGGCACAUGGAAUCCUUGAACGCGUCCAAAAACUUCCGCCGCAGGCACAACUCGUGGUCGUCCAGCAGCCGUCAUCCCAACCAGGCGACCCCGAAGAAAAGCGGCAUGAAGAACGGCCAGAUGAAGAACAAGGACGACGAGUGCUUUGGAGACGACAUCGAAGAGAUCCCGGACACCGAUUUUGACUUCGAGGGCAACCUGGCCCUCUUCGACAAGGCCGCCGUGUUCGAGGAGAUCGAAACCUACGAGCGGAAGAGCGGCACCCGCUCCCGAGGCACGCCCAGCGAGAAGGCGGCCGCCCGUUACCGCCACGACGAGAACAUCUUGGAGUCUGAGCCCAUCGUGUACAGAAGGAUCACCGUUCCCCAGGCGAGCAAAGAGUUCUGCACCGAUUCUGGCUUGGUAGUCCCAAGCGUCUCUUACGAGCUGCACAAAAAACUGCUUUCUGUGGCCGAGAAACAUGGCUUGACUCUCGAACGGAGGUUGGAAAUGACAGGUGUGUGCGCCAGUCAAAUGGCCCUGAGUUUGCUCGGAGGACCCAACAGGCUGAACCCAAAAAACAUUCACCAGCGACCUACUGUGGCCUUAUUGUGUGGCCCUCACGUGAAAGGGGCCCAGGGGAUCAGCUGUGGUCGGCACCUCUCCAAUCACGACGUGGACGUCAUUCUGUUCCUCCCCAAUUUCGUCAAGAUGCUGGAAUCGAUCACCAACGAGCUGACCCUGUUCAGCAAGACUCAAGGGCAGCAGGUGUCCAGUAUUAAAGAUCUUCCAGAGACGCCUGUCGACUUAGUGAUCAACUGCUUAGAUUGCCAUGAAAACGCUUUCCUGAGGGACCAGCCUUGGUACAAAGCUGCCGUAGACUGGGCCAACCAGAACAGAGCCCCCGUCCUCAGCUUGGAUCCUCCCGUCAAUGAAAUGGAGCAAGAGAUUGAUGCCAAGUGGUCACUGGCCUUGGGGCUCCCGUUGCCGCUGGGCGAGAGGGCCGGCCGGCUGUACCUGUGCGACAUCGGCAUCCCGCAGAAAGUGUUCCAGGAGGUGGGCAUAAAUUACCACUCGCCUUUCGGCUGCAAAUUUGUCAUCCCUCUGCACUCGACCUAAAGGGCGGCGAUCCUGGCCUGUCAUCCAGGAGAAGAUAAACCUCCAGCUACCCAGUGGAUCCUGAACGUAUGAAACGUUUGUGGACGCCUUAAGGAGAAAAAUUAUUUUUUAAAAAAACUUCUGGGCUGUGUUUCUUCUCCGAAGGAACAGCGGCGCAGCGGAUCGAGAGAAGCGCAAGGAUUCCCCCUCCUUCCGAGCCAUCCGUGCUCCUGUGCCAUUGCCUGGAGGAGGCUUAAGGCAGCUCCCGUGGAUGGUGGGAAGGCGAGCAGAAGUGUCCUCUUAGCCCGGGGCCCCUGCUUUGUUUGGUUGCGUUAACAGACCAUUGUGGUUUUCCUUUUAAACUUUUGGGGUUUGGUUUUUUUUUUUUCUUUUCUUUUCAGCACUAGAGUGGGUGAAAGGUUGCUUGGGCACCGUCCCGGCCUUCCACGAUCAUCGGAGAAAUGAUCACCAUUUAUCUGGGUUCCUUCUAGUCCUCGGAUUGUCCUUCCUUUCUUUUCAGCUCAAGUGUUCUUGGAUUUGCCAUGUUUGGGUUGCGAUUGGGUGCUCCGUUCCAGGGCCGGCCCUCGUUUUUUUCCUCCCCCCCCACCCCCACUUCCUCUCGUGGCUUGCUUCUCCUGUUGUGCUCGUUGAGUGAACGGUGUCGUGCGGGCCUUGCAAGGACGCCUGGAGUGACGGAGGGGCGGAUGGGAUUGUGCCAACUUUUAGGUUUCCACCGGUACUCGCCUCCUGCCAUCUUGCUGCGGAGAGCGCACGCAGAUUAAUGGCUAUUCCUUUUGUCUGUGCAUGUGCGUGCGUGAGACUGGGUGCACAAGACCGAAAGAAUAAGGAGCUUUGUUGGGCCCGUGCCAUUCCCAUUGGAUACAAAGGUCCAGGAAGAUUUAGGGGCUUGACCGUGGUACGAUGAUCGACUUCCCUUUAGAAGGACCACACGCCAGUGCUUGCCUGGAGUGAUAGAACGGAUGUGAUGUUGUCAGGUAGUCCAGUACACCUUUAAGAGGCAACUGGCUGGCCACAAUUGUGGUCCUGCACACUGAAAAGCCCGUCAGCCACCGUUUCCGCAGGCGCUGUCAUAGCGAACGCUUGGUUCCUCUUCCCUUUCUCCGUUUUUGCGGGGGAAAUGCCUCGACGAUGCUCUGCGGGGACCCGGUUUUUGCUACGGGGAGGCUCGUUCAUGCAAUCCUUGGGCGCCGUCUAGACUUUGGAGGCGGGGGGCUCCGUGUGUUGACAGAAGUGGGAAGCUUCAAGAAAUCCACCACCACUCAGCAACCAAUUCUCAUGAAUCACAGUGAUUAAACUGCAGCAAAGCAGCUCGCUUGCCAAGUUGUGUUCAUUUCCAUUUUUCUUCCCCCCCCCCCACAUUCUCCAGAACUGUC